Molecule: messenger RNA, 4946 nt
Organism: Tyto alba (common barn owl)
Lineage: Eukaryota; Metazoa; Chordata; Aves; Strigiformes; Tytonidae
Gene: B3GALT2
Product: beta-1,3-galactosyltransferase 2
Exons: 2
Coding region: 716-1984 (422 amino acids)
Cellular component (GO): membrane
Molecular function (GO): N-acetyl-beta-D-glucosaminide beta-(1,3)-galactosyltransferase activity
Source: RefSeq, a predicted model, not a curated record
CUGUCAAAGCCCACAUUUAAACUGCUGCCUGCCUGUGCAGCAGCUGAAGAACUACGGAAUGGAUUUUAUAGACCAGAAUCCUUGGUUAAAACAGCUCAAACCCAUUUCUAUUACUGCCUAGCAACAAUGAAGAAAGGAAUAGAGGGAAAUCCUAUUACUGAAGGCAACUGAACCACUACGCGCUAGCACUCCCUGCUAACAUUACCAUUAGAAAUAUGGAUACUGAGGAGAAGAGAACACAGCACUGCAUUGUCCGACAAGGGAAACACCAGAUGUAAAAGCUCCAAUACAUCGGCUGUGAACGCCAGACAGCCCCGAUCAGAACAGAAAUGAAAACUACUGUCCUUUUGUUUGAAGGAUGAACAAAAAGCCCCAAGACAAGGACAACACUUAUGAGUGAGGAAGGUAACACAGCAACGAGAAGACAGAUGGACAGAUUGGAUACUGUGAAAAGCAAUCGCAGGAAGCAGACUGUUGGGGGAUGUGCGCAUGUUCGAUAGCAUCUUUUUUGCUGAAGUGAUGGCGUGCCAAAACUAUUUUCUGUGGGUAUAAUCCUCGCACCAUAAAUGGCCUGAUCAAGGAAGUGUGAGCCAUUUGCAGAGAAUUACUCAACAUGCUCAAAAUGAAUACCAAAGAAUAGCAGUGGAUUCAAAAACGAUCAGAAGAGCAUUUUGCUUGGCCAUUGUCUCAUAUCCCAUCAUAGGAUUCUUACAACAUGCUUCAGUGGAGAAGACGACACUGCUGCUUUGCAAAGAUGACCUGGAAUACCAAAAGGUCUCUGUUUCGCACCCAUCUCAUUGGCCUGGUCUCUCUUGUAUUUCUUUUUGCUAUGUUUCUGUUCUUUAAUCAUCAUGACUGGCUGCCAGGCAGGGCUGGAUUCAAAGAAAAUCCCAUGGCUUACACUAUACGAGGAUUUAGAUCUACAAAAAGCGAGACAAACCACAGCUCUCUAAGAAACGUGUGGAAAGACGCCGUACCUCAGACACUCAGGCCUCAAACAGUCACCAACUCCAACAACACGGAUUUAUCACCACAAGGAGUAACUGGUCUGGAAAACACCCUCAGUGCCAAUGGAAGUAUUUACAACAAGAAAGGUACUGGGCACCCAGCUUCGUAUCAUUUCAAAUAUAUCAUCAAUGAGCCCGAGAAGUGCCAGGAGAAGACUCCUUUUCUAAUACUGCUCAUAGCUGCAGAGCCAGGCCAGGUGGAAGCUAGACAAGCUAUUCGACAAACUUGGGGUAACGAAAGCCUGACACCUGGCAUCCAAAUUAUUCGUAUUUUUUUGCUGGGGUUAAGCAUCAAGAUAAAUGGGUACCUCCAGCGUACCAUACUAGAGGAAAGCAGACAGUACCAUGACAUCAUUCAACAAGAAUACCUAGAUACCUACUAUAAUUUAACCAUUAAAACACUGAUGGGAAUGAACUGGGUUGCAUCUUACUGUCCACAUGUUCCAUAUGUUAUGAAAACUGACAGUGAUAUGUUUGUCAAUACUGAAUAUUUAAUACAUAAGCUCCUGAAACCAGAACUUCCUCCAAGGCACAAGUAUUUUACAGGUUAUUUAAUGAGAGGUUAUGCACCUAAUAGGAACAAGGAUAGUAAGUGGUAUAUGCCACCUGAUUUGUAUCCAAGUGAACGUUAUCCUGUAUUCUGCUCUGGAACUGGUUAUGUUUUUUCUGGAGAUUUAGCGGAAAAAAUCUUUAAAGUCUCCUUGAGCAUCAGACGUUUACAUUUAGAGGAUGUGUAUGUGGGGAUCUGUCUUGCCAAGCUGCGAAUUGACCCUAUGCCUCCACCCAACGAGUUUGUCUUCAAUCACUGGCGAGUUUCUUACUCCAGCUGUAAAUAUAGCCACCUAAUUACCUCCCAUCAGUUCCAGCCUAGUGAACUGAUCAAAUACUGGAACCACUUACAACAAAAUAAGCACAAUGCCUGUGCCAAUGCAGCGAAAGAAAAGGCAGGCAGGUAUCGCCAUCGUAAACUGCACUAGGACAACACUCCCUCUGUCAAAUGUACUCCAUGUGCAAUUUGUAAAUACCGCUGAACGCAUGAACAGUGAAAAUGGAUGAGCUUAAUGGGACAGCCUUUAGUUGAUCCCCAUCACAUAGUGGAGUCUGAAAAUUAUUUUUUUAAGUUAAAAAAAAGUAUAGCUCUUGAUAACACUAAUAUUAUGAAACUAUAACCAAAAGGUUCUCCCAGCAAAUUUGAGGAAAACAAGCAGAUGGCAUAUAUGGAUUUUUGUGUUAAUGUGCAAUAAUAAGCAUGCACACUUUGGUGGUACAAUUGCUGAUUUAUGUGCCAAUAAAAUAUAAUUGAGCAUAUUUUCCACACUAAAACUUUAUUUUAAAAUAUGCAUUCAUAGCUCUAGUUCUCUUCAAUGUAAUGAUUUUUUGUUAUCUAGGAUUUCUGUAAAACAAGAAAUUAAGAACUAAGGAAGUGCACAAAGGGCAGAUCAGUUUCACCUUUAAAUACCACACUAAAAUUGUUAUAUGCUUCUUUAAUGUACAAUACAUUUAGCAAUGUCACAUUUACAAUUUAGUAAGACACUACCAAUGAACUCUAAAACACUAAAGAAAGUACUCUCUUAAAGCAGGUCCAGUUUAGGGAAGGUUGCUUAUUUUGGUUACAAAGGAGGGAUAAACGAAAUCAAAGUUCAGAAGACUGAUGCUUUGUACAUCACCUUCAGAAACGCAAGUGAUGUUCUAGAUUCAACCAGAUUCUCCUCAAAGAGCUGACUAAAAGUUACUUAAUUCCCUAGAAGUCAUAAGGUGAGAGAUCCUCAAAUCUGGUGCCAAGUAACAUGCCUCUUGGCAUCUUCAUGCAAAUUCAUUCAAUCUGCUCUGAAUUUCCUUACAUCAUGGUAACUCAAAGCCUGAUCAGAAAUGCAAAACAGAACUUCAAGUCUUUAAUCGUAGUCUGGAACACGUUCCAUUUUGUGGAAAGAGGGAGAAAAACAACCACAUCUUUGUUGAUUUUGCUCUUUCCUACCUGCCAAAAAAAGAAGGAUCAGCCAAGUGAAAAUAGGUCUGCUAGAGAAAAUUAAGCCACAUACCUUAUAUUGUAGGUGGGGAAGACUAGGUCAUACUAAGAUUGAGAGUUCCAGUUAGCAAUAUGGGCAAGAACAAAAUCUGAACAAUUUUAAAAAUUAAAGCCACAACAUGUACCACUGAAAAUCAAUUGUGAGAAGUAGGUUAAAUCUAUUCACAGGCUUCCAGUUUUCUAACUAAUAGAACUUUUAAAGCUUAUUUUCCAACACAGUUACAGCAGAGUUGUAUCAGAUUCAGGUUAUUACUGUUUGUCACAGUGCCAGGGUAAGCAAUACCCACCUCUGAUUUCACAGCAAAUGAUGGAACUGUGAUUAGAUUUCCAUUUGACUGGGACUUUUUAAUUGGAUAAAAUACAAAUAUUUGAUGUACUUUUAUUAUUUAAUAAAAUUGAUAUUUAUGGUCUUCAGACUUCACUUUUUAUGGGAAAGCUGCUCAGGAAAAAAUUGAUUUCUAGCUUUAGCACUACUUGACUUUCCUAGUGUUCCCUAGUUCUUAAAGCCUAGUUUUCAUACCAUGCACAAUACAGAGAUCACAGCAGGUUUUUUUCCUUUGUAAUGAAAUCAUAUUACCGAGUACUCUCAGCAGCCAUAAGGCUGUCUGUAUGCAAGAACUUACACACGAGCAGACAAUAUUGCAUGGGACUAGUCCUCUGAAGGCAUUCUAGGAGUUCCUAUUGAAGAUGUGUAUGUGAAUUUGCUCGUCACAACUUUUCUGUGAUCCUCCACUAAAUUUUGUGAUCUGCUGUAAUUGAGGUAUGAUAAUUAUACAUUUGUGCAUUUCUGAGAUACCUCAAAUAGUAGAAAUGUCCAUGUCUGGGGAAAGCAAACGUGUAAAAAUAGUAACUCUCUGCAGAAGAGAUUUCUCCAACUAGAUUGAAAGUGCAUUCCUUUAGUUCAUGUGAAGACUAUUGGCAUUCACGCGACACAGAGAUGCAAGCUGCAUUAGAAAUCUUCUUUGGAACUGUUCUUUCAACACCCAUUUGUAGUUUUCUUCAUGCUCAGCCUACCUGCCUCCCUUCCAGCUAACCCAGGCCACAGUAAUAUCCCAGCUGAACGCUACCUGGGGCUUAAGUUAACUAUAUACAAGCUUUACACAAUAGUGUAAGUUUUAGACAACCGGUGUCAGUGUUGGAAGCCAGCUACUACUCAAGGGUAUUCGGUUCUGGAAGAUGUACAGUCCUGUUAGUGGCCUCUCCCUGAGUAAUGCUGGCCAAGAACACAAUCCAUCCUCUUGGAAGGGACUUCAACACUGCUCCCUGCCUUCAGUACUUUCAAGCUGGACUGUAGUGUAUUCUACUUAGAUUUUACCAACUCUGGAUAGUUCAAAAUGCUGCUACUGGCUUCUGGGUAUAGUCCAAGAGGUUAAUAACUAAACCUUAAAUAGUCUGGCACUUGAAUCAUAAAGUUUGGCAGCCAAACCACCUCUUGGGUACUCCACUUGGGAGCUCAUGCAUGAUGCAGGUCUGCCCGAACUUGGCAGAAUUACAGUUCAAUGCCUACGAGUUCAGUAUAUCAAACUUCUUCCUAGUUAAAACACUAGUGAGGAGUAUGUAAAAUAAAAGCCAUUUUUUAAUGACCUUUUGAGGAUCCAACAUAAUUUUAAAAAAUUUGUAUUAAUGUUUGGGUGUGAAUUGAAGCUAUUCUAUAAAUAUAUUUGAAUCAUUACCAAGACAGCCAAAGGCUACUUACAUCACUUGUAUCCAAGUACUGUUUUCUUCCAGUUUGUUACAAAGCUUUCAGAAGCAGGAGGAACAGCUUGUAUGAUGAAAUAUGCAAUUACAGAAUGAAAGAUCUACAUUCCAUUCUCUGAAUGUUUUUACUGUUUUAUAGCUUGUGUUUAAGCUAUUUGCUCACUCUACUAGAAUAUAAAACCAUUUUCUGUUAAAAAUAGUGCAAUAAUUAUAUC